AAAAAGUUAUUGAUAGUGAAUUCCUGUAAGAAAAUAAGAAAAUUUACAAAAUGAAAAAUAUUAACAGUUAAAGAAAUUUAAAAUUUGUAAAAACUUUCGUAAUGUUUCAAUAAAAAGGAAUAUAAUCAAUAUGAAACAAAAUGAAUUACAGAAACUUUGAAUUCCAUGAGAAAAUUAACUUUAAAUUAUUAAUCAGCACUUGUUCUUUGUGAAAAUCAUCUUUUACAUUAUAAUUUAAUUUUCAAUUACAAUAAAAUGAAUAUCAUGAGGAAAAUAAGAGGUGGUCGAAAUUCGCCAUCGAAUAAUUCCAACGAAGCAAAUGAUGGAUCUCAAAACCAACUUGGGCUAAUGCACCUUAAAAAAUUGUUUAAUGAACUUACACAUCCAAAAGAGCCUUUGAGCGAACAGGAUCGUGAUAAUAAACUUUAUAAUAUGUUACCACUUUUUUGUAAAGUAUUUGGGACGUGCCAUUCAGGUGAAAUGAAUGAAAAAUUUUGGGAUAUCCUUGCAUUUUGUCAACAAAUUUCAAGGCUAAUGGUGUCAGAAAUCAGAAGACGAGCAAGUAAUCAGUCAACAGAAGCAGCAUCUAUUGCUAUAGUUAAAUUUCUUGAAAUUGAAAAUUAUGAAGAAUCUUCCAACGGUUGGAUGUUAUUGUCAGCACUAAACCUCCUUGCUGCAGGAGAUGCAUCAAUUAUACAAACCAUGACAUCAGCAUCUGUUCCAUCGACUUUAGUAAAGUGUCUCUAUUUGUUUUUUGAUUUACCCGAUAUAACUGAUGAUGAAGAAAAUCAGCCUAAUGAAGGAUGCGAUUUUACACCAAGAGAAAGAAGAAUUUUACUGCAGAAAAUUUUCAUACAAUUACUAGUUCGGUUGUGUUCUCAUCAAUAUGCAGCCGAAGAACUUGCAAGAGUAGAUGAUCUUUCUCUAUUAUUCUCGGCAAUUACAUCACAAUGUCCAACAUAUAACAUGGUAUGGCGAAAAUCUGCUGCAGAAGUUUUAACAACAAUAUCAAGACAUGGUUUAACUGAGCCUGUUGUCAAAUACAUACAUGAAAAAGGAUGUGUGGCUCUCUCUAUUGAUAAUAUGCAAAGAUCUCCUCAAUUGACUCCAUUGGAGGUAGUAGAAAUGUUUGUUGCAAUUUUUUGCUUCCUCAAAGAUUCAAGUGACGUUUCUCCUAAGUUGUUGGAAGAUUUCAAAGGAUGUCAAGGAUAUGCAUUCAUUUCUGAUUUUCUGCUUAAACUAAUUGAAGAAAAAGACCAAAGCAGUGAAACAGAAGCUGCUAUUCGAAAUCUCGUUUUUAUGAUAGCAUCAUUAUGUAUGUGUGGUUUUCAAGAACUUCAACCAAAUCCGAACUCAACAGGAUCUUUAUUCAAAAUGCAAGGGUUCCAAAUGCCUCAAACAACGUCUCGAGGAACAUCAGUGAGGAAUGUAUAUGCAUUUCAAGUUCUUCAAAAUGUGUUUUUAAAAUCAAGUUCACCGUCAUUGUGUUGCACAAUUUUGGAUGCUAUAUCUAGUGUUUAUCACUCAGACAAUGCAAACUAUUUCAUUCUAGAAUCACAAAAUACACUAAGUCAAUUUACCGAAAAAAUUCAUCAGAAAAGUCCUGAGAUUCAAGAAAAACUAUUUGAUCUUUUGGAGUUUAUCGUGUUUCAACUUAAUUUCGUACCAUGCAAAGAGCUAAUAUCUCUCUCAAUAUUGCUAAAAUCAAAUCAUUCCAUAUCCUGUAGUAUUUUAUGUUUCAAGACUUUGCUCAACAUUCUCAAGCAUAACACAAUAUUUAAGGACGUCUAUAGAGAGGUUGGAAUUUUAGAAGUAUUUGUAACUUGUUUAAAUAGAUAUUGCACAUAUUUAGAGAACCAGUAUGCAAAAGCUGACAUCAAUCACGAAGAAAAAGUAAAAGAGCUUUUAUCAGAUUGUAAUGAAUUGCUAGGAAAAUUGAUCCUUGAAGCAUUAACAAUUCUUAUGUGCAGCAAUAACAACAAUAGUAAUGUUUUUCGAGAAUCAGGUGGUGCCAAGACGAUUCACGAAAUGGUUAAAUUCAAACAUUGCAGAGAUUCUGUCUUGGGAAUCAUUAGAGAACUUAUAUUAUCAAAUAGUGGAGAGGACGACAUGUUAUUUAUAUUAACAACAAUGCAUUCAGCUCCAGCAUAUAACAUAGAAUUGAAAAUUCAAAUAUUGAAAACUGUAUUAGGCUGUUUACGUGAUUCUCAUCGUACUCGUGUAGUAUUUAGAAAAGUGGGUGGGUUUGUGUAUGUAACCAGUGUAUUUGUGUCACUUGAUGGAAAAUUGUCAGAUGCUUCUGAUAUUGUUCUCAAUAGUGAAGUAAACGAUGAAAGGAAAAUUCAUAUUGAUAACUUACUUCAACUUUUACAUAUUGUUUUUCAAACAUUGGCCACAUCAAUGAGAUUUGAGCCAGCAAAUGCAAAGCAUUUUGCUCAAGAAAUUUGUUCAACAUCUCUUUGUGAUACCCUUCGUUUACUUGGAUGUUUCACAAACCGUACUAUAUUUAAUGACAGACAACAAAGUAUAGAGGCUGUUGAUAAUAUUGACAAUUACUAUCAAACAAUAUUUACUGGAAGUCUAACAAAGCCUGAAUUUUUAAAGAAAUACCCAUUAUCCUUAUCUUUUGCAACAUUGAUUUAUCGAUUUCUUUAUGAUCUUGUACUUGAUAAUUUUGAAAAACUAAAUUUAUCUGGUGUCAUGAAUAUUUCUCUAACAAAUCAAUCAAAAACAGACAGUAAUAAAAUCCAAAAAGCUGAUCCACGAAAUGCUGUAUCAUCAUUGAAUUUGACACAACCAAUGCCAGAACCAUUGAUUGUUCAUCCGGGAAUUGUGAUUUGUAUGUUGCAGCUCUUACCAUCUGUGGAACAUGAAACAGAGAUAUCACAAGGCCAAUGCUUGCAAGCAUAUUUAGCUGAAGUGAUAAAAAGUCUUGUCAGAAGUGAAAGAAAUCAACAAAUUAUGUGUGAGUCAGGAUUAGCUGGCCAUUUAUUAAGAAUUGGUAAAACAGUUUUAAGUGAAGAAAAAAAUGUUUUACAUGUUCCUCUCCAAUAUAUUCUCGAGAGAUUAGCAGCGCAAGCACUGAAGCCUACUGAAUUGAGAGAAUUUUUACGUCUGGCAUCUCCAUUGCAUUGCGAAAAUCUUGAAGUAGGAAAACCAUACAAAAUAGGAUCAUCAAUUCCUUUAACCAGAAUUAAAACACUGGUUUCAAUGACGACGCCUAGAGACUUUAGAGCACAUGGUUCUUGUACCGUACCACCAUUUGUUGAGUUUGAUAUGUCAGCGGAAGGUUUCGGAUGUUUGUAUCUUCCAAGCAUAUCACCACAAGCACCGGCUAUGGGUGGAAAUAGUAAUAUGGAAUCUGGAACAACAAUUGGAGGCAUUGGAACUGGAGAAAGAAUUUUUCCUCCUCAAACAGGUGUUACUUAUUCAACCUGGUUUUGCGUUGAUAAGUUUUCUGAUCCGCGAACAGACCCUCAUUGUGUUCGACUUUUAACAGUAACUAGAAUCGUCAAUAAUUUAAGAGAAGAUAAUGUUGUGUGUUUGUCGGUGCUGCUUUCAGCGCGAGAUAAAGCUAUAAUUGUUUCUACGCAAGAAACUUUAUUGCCUCCAAAUAUUGGUGAAUGGGAGCCUGAUGGAACUGGAGAUUGUAGUGCAAGAAUAUGGUGUCCUGAUGUACUUCACGAAGGUCAAUGGCAUCAUCUUGCUGUUGUUUUAAAUAGAGCAGUUUUGAAAAAUUCGACAUUUUCAUUAUUUCUUGAUGGACAGCAUAUGCAUACACAAAAACUUCACUAUAUUUCGCAAACACCAGGAGGAACAACUAAUAGUAGUAUAAACGCUACCAAUUCAGUCUAUGCUAUAAUUGGUACUCCACCAGCUUGGCGAAGAUAUUCAAGAUUGUGUUGGAAACAAGGAGUUUGUCAUCUUUUGGAAGAUGUUUUAACAUCACAAACGGUUUCGAUAAUUUUCCAGUUAGGACCUCAUUAUAUGGGAUCACUUCAAGCACCACAGAUAAAAAAACAAUUUGAUCCCCUGAGUCCUUUGCUGCCGGAAGAAAAAGUUACAUUUGGAUUGAAUGCGAAAGCAAUGAGUCAAUUAACUUUAGCAAGGAUAAGAAAAGUUUACAGUAGAAAUGACAAUAAAAUGAUUGCGAAACAGCUUGGAAUGAGUUCCAAUGAGAACGCAACGCCUAUACGUAUACUUCAUAAUUCAGCAGGACAUCUUGCUGGAUCUGCAAGAACCCUAGGUGGUGUAGUAGUAGGAUACUUAGGAGUAAGGGUUUUCAGUCCAAAUCCUGUAUCAUCAAUGAUGGGAACUGUUGGUGGAUGUAAUGUAUUAUUAGGAAUUAUCGCAAUGUCACAAGAUGUUGAAAGUCUUUAUGCAGGUGUCAAAGCCCUUACGUGUGUUGUAAAAAGUAAUAAAGCAGCACAAGCAGAAAUGGACAGAAAGCGAUGCUAUCAAACUUUAGCAAUGUUUUUCAAGAAGAAAAGAUACUUGUUAAAUUCACAUAUUUUACAUUUAACAUUCAGUCUGGUCGGUACUGUAAAUUCUGGUCAAGAGACAUCUGCUGCUAUUCCAAAUAUAACAGCAUUUCAAGAUCUCUUAUGUGACUUAGAAAUUUGGUUGAAUGCACCUAAUGGACUUUUAAGAUCGCUGCUUGAGCAUCUGUUGGAAUUAGUAUCGGAGUCUGCUGAAAAACGGGCAAAUAUUAAAAUUAUGAGGGAAUUGCAAUUAGUGUCAAAACUUUUGCAUAUAAUUGGUGAUAUUACAGAAAAUUCAACAAGAGAAAUUCUAUAUUCUCUAUUGUCAAUAUUGCUUGGUGGGCAACCACGUUUAGUUGAUUUGUUACACUUCGGUCAAUUUAUAACAGCGAAACUUUCGAAUGGUGCUGAAAAUGAAAAGAUCAUUGAUUUAAAACACUUAGUAUCAAAUAAAGAUUUUACAAUUAUUGAUGACUCGGAACUUGGAAUAACGAUUGGAAUAAGAAAUAUAAUUUUAAGGAAUAGAUGUUUAUCGCUUUUACAUUCACUGCUUUUUACAAUUCGCAAUACAGUAAAUGCUAUAAUUUGUGAUGAAAUUUCUAAAAUUCUUGGACUCGACUGGAUACUUCUAUUUAUGCAGCCACAUAUUCAUCCAUCAACAGUUGUUUGGAGCAUGAGAAUUCUUGUUGUUUUGUUAGCAAAUGAGACAUUAAUGACAAGAUUUCGAGAAGGAACAAUGAAUGGUGGAUACUUGAGAAAUACAGAAUUGAUUUCACAAAAUAAAAAUGCUGUUGUAUUGGCUUCUUCUCAAUUACCACCGAGUCCCGCAAGUCAGUCAAGUAAUCUCGUAGCACAACCUGGGAUUGUUUUACCAUCGCAAAUUGCUGGAGAAGUAAAAAUACAAGCUCUUACAAUAAAUGGCUUUCAAUAUCUAGAAUGGAUUUUACCAAACCACCUGGAAGUGCCCGAAUUAUACUUUCUGCUAACUGCAUUAAUAAUGGGACAACCGGUUAAACUUUUAGCUACGGAGCACACGAAACUUGAUCUCGAUAGAGUUUGGGCAUUCUUGUGGGGAGGACCCGUUUCAUCAAGUGCAAAUAGUCCAAAAGUUGUUCUCUGCCCUGAAGCAGUGUGUGUGCUUUUGACUAUUGUUCGAACUAUUGUACAUUCAAAUUAUGAGAUUGAAUGGCUCAAAAAUCAUCCUGUGACAAUAAUUCAAGUAAUUUUCUCAUUGUAUCAUAACUUGCCUGAUUUUAUGCCCGUUCUUAUGCUCGGAGAAGUCAUCUCUGCACUUGUUGCUAUUUUAUUUCCUUUGGAAACCGAUCAAGAUAGUGAGAGUAAUGCAUCAACUCCAGAAGGUGAUGUUACACAAAAUCCUAUUUUAUAUUCAACAAGUCGUGCUGAAAACUAUAAUCUCACAGAGCAUCCUGUUCGAAAAUUCGUCAUUGAUUUACUUCGCGUAAUCGUGAUUGAUUCAUUAAGCUUGACAGUUGUUGGAAAGACACCCGUAAUUGAUUUGGUGAUUGAUGCAUCUCCUGAAAAUUCUGAAUUAUCAAUGCAAAUAACAUUUCAAACUGAAAUCAUAACAUCCUUGAUGGAUCAUCUUUUAGCAGCUGAUAUGCUUGUUGGUGAGCAAGCUGCUCUCCCAAUUGUACCACUCUUACAAUCACAUAUUCAAAAUAUUGCUCCGAAUGUUUUUUAUCUUACCGCCCGUAUUGUUGAUAAACUAUGGCAAGGCUGUUUACAAAAAGAUGCACAUGAAAUAUUUGAGUUCAUUGUUAAAUUAAUAGGACAAGCAAAAAGACGUACUUCGAGUAUAUCACUAGAGCAACUUCACCAUUCUUUAAAUCGAACAAUUCUUUAUUUAUUAUCACGUCCGACGGACUCUGUAGCAGAGCAAAUGGCAGUUUUAGAUACCUUACACAAACUCACAACAAAUCGAUUAUUAAUUUUUGGAGCUGGAAACCAUGAGUUAGAAUUCAUUGGCUGUUUAACAUACUGCUUGCUACAACUAACCGCAAACAUGAAAAUAGAAUUAGAUACAAAUGCAAAAAAUACUACAUGGCAUGUAAAUCCUCGAAACGAAAUGGUCGAAUCACGUGACGAACUGUUAAAUCAUCAUCAAGGUAGAAACCUUAUAGUGGGUGCAGCUUUUCGAGUUUGGGAAGAGUUGUAUGUUUGUAAGAAGCCAGCAAUUGAAGAAGUAUUUAAAAUUACUUUGACAAGUCCAACUCAAAAUACAAAAGCUCCCGAUUUGACAACAACACGAGAACAAGUUAUUGAAUCUGCUACAAAGUUAUGGCAUACAUAUAUAGACAAUGAAAAAAAAGCUACCAGACAUGUUCCAUGGGAAUUACACAAUCAAAUUCAAUCAAAAAUACAAAAAGUAACUGGAGGCUUGACGCGACUUGCGAGCAGGACUAAAGUUAAAAAGGAAGAGGGAACAAAAGUAAAAACAUUAGUAAAAAAAGAAGCUGCUUUACAAUGGACAAAUCUUCAUAUCAGUUUAGUUAGGGAUUUAUGGGAAAUGCGAUGUGCUCAAUAUGUUCACAUGUCUCAACAUACUCAACGAUAUGUUUUACAAGAUUGGAUACAGUCUGAGGGAGAAUUAAUUCGAGAACGAGGUCUUUGGGGACCAACCAAAGGAUCGAUUCUUGAUAAAUGGAUGUUGGAUACUACAGAAGGUCCACAUCGUAUGAGAAAAAAGACAAUGCGAAAUGAUUUGUUCUAUCAGCAAUAUCCAUAUCGUGCUGAAUUAGAACUUCCUGAUAAUAAACAACUAAAAUAUAAAGUGGCAACAAGUUUUGAUGGUAAGAAGUAUUUCCAGAGCUAUCAAACAUCACAUCAUCAAACAAAAGUUCUUUGUGAGGCUGAAUUUUCCACUCAAGAAUCUCAAAAAAUUGAUAAAUCGGAAAAUACACCACCACAAACACCAACACAACAACAGCAAGCAUUAACGUUAAAUCGUGCUCAAAGUGAACCAGGAGAAGAGUUUGAUGAAGACGUUGAAGAAGAAAUUCCCAUGGUGCCUGAUAAUCAAACAUUAUUACGGAUGCUAGAAGAAAACGAAAAGAUUUCGCACAUGUUUCGUUGUGCUAGAAUUCAAGGAUUGGAUACAUCUGAAGGAUUGAUUUUAUUCGGAAAGGAACAUUGCUAUGUGGUCGAUGGUUUUACAUUGUUGAAAAAUCGUGAAAUACGUGAUAUUGAUUCAAUGCCUAACAGUACAUAUGAACCGAUUUUACCCAAUCCCUCAGGCAGUUCACGUCGGCAACAAUCUUUGCGUCAAUGCUCGAAGUUUGCUUAUGAAGAUAUUCGAGAAGUCCAUAAACGAAGAUAUUUAUUACAGCCUAUUGCACUUGAAAUAUUUUCCGGUGAUGGCCGCAAUUAUUUACUUAGUUUUCAACGAAAAGUUCGAAAUAAAGUUUAUCAACGUGUUAUGGCAUUGGCAACAUCAAUAGCCGAUAAUGCUCAAUCAUCUGUUGCUGGUCAACGAAGAACAGCAAGCGUAGAGCAAUCUUCUGGAAUAUUGAGUAGUCUUAUUGGAGAAACGUCUGUGACUCAACGUUGGGUGCGUGGUGAAAUAUCAAAUUUUCAGUAUUUAAUGCAUUUGAAUACAUUAGCAGGACGAUCCUAUAAUGACCUUAUGCAAUAUCCAGUAUUUCCAUGGAUUUUAGCUGACUACGAAUCAGAAGAUUUAGAUUUUUUAAACCCAAAAACAUUUCGGGACUUUUCAAAGCCAAUGGGCGCUCAGUCUUCUGAACGAUUAGAACAAUUUCAAAAGAGGUAUCGUGAAUGGGAUGAUCCACAAGGGGAAACUCCGCCAUACCAUUACGGUACUCAUUAUAGCUCAGCUAUGAUUGUAUGCUCAUAUCUAGUUCGUCUUGAGCCAUUUACUCAACACUUCUUACGUCUACAAGGAGGACAUUUUGAUCUUGCUGAUCGAAUGUUUCACAGUAUUAAAGAGGGCUGGCUUUCUGCUUCAAAACACAAUAUGGCUGAUGUCAAGGAAUUGAUUCCAGAGUUCUUUUAUCUUUCGGAAUUUCUUGUAAAUUCAAAUAAUUUUGAUCUUGGAACUAAGCAAAAUGGUGAAAUUCUUGGUGAUAUUCUUCUCCCUCCAUGGGCAAAACAAGAUCCAAGAGAAUUUAUCAGAAUUCAUCGACAGGCACUUGAAUGUGAUCAUGUUUCGCAGCAUCUACACUUGUGGAUUGAUCUAAUUUUUGGAUGUAAACAACAAGGUUCAGGAGCUGUGGAAGCUGUUAAUGUUUUUCAUCAUUUAUUUUACGAGGGAAAUGUUGAUAUUUAUAAUAUUGAUGAUCCGCUUAAAAAAAACGCCACUAUUGGUUUCAUUAACAAUUUUGGUCAAAUUCCUAAGCAGUUAUUCAAAAAGCCACAUCCUUCAAAAAAAAUGAAUCCUUUAAGACAUUCAAUGAUUGACCCAACACCAAUUCUAUCGACAGGUUCUGUUCCUAUCGAAAAGUUGUUUUUCCAUAAUUUGGAUAACUUGAAACCAAGCUUGCAACCAGUAAAAGAAUUAAAAGGUCCAGUUGGUCAAAUAAUGCAUCCUGAUAAAACAGUAUUGGCGGUUGAACAAAAUAAAGUAUUAAUGCCACCAACAUUCUCUCGUUAUAUUGCUUGGGGUUUUGCAGAUCAUUCUUUGCGGAUUGGUAUGUACGAUAGUGAUCGAGCAAUGUUUGUAUGUGAGACAACUUCUCAUUCGGGAGAAAUUCUUGCGUGCGCUUCUCCUAAUGCAAGGACAAUAAUAACAGCUGGGACAAGUUCCGUUGUUACCGUAUGGGAGCUUGAUUCUCGACAUAAAUCUCUCAAUGUAAAACACUAUUUACAUGGGCAUACUGAUGCUGUAACUUGCUUAGCUGCAAGUCCUGCAUACAAUAUUAUUGUUUCUGGCUCACGAGAUGGAACUGCUAUUGUUUGGGAUAUGAGUCGUUUUAUAUUUGUAAGACAAUUAAGAGAUCAUGUUGGUAUUGUUGCUGCAGUUGCUAUAAAUGAUUUAACCGGUGAAAUUGCAACUUGUAGUGCAACAUGGUUACAUCUUUGGUCAAUUAAUGGAGAUUGCUUGGCAACUGUAAAUACAAGCAUUGGCUCUGCUGAUCGUAUGCAGCAAAUUCUGUGUGUUGCAUUCUCUAUGACUCGAGAAUGGGAUUCUCAAAAUGUUAUUAUUACGGGAUCGACCGACGGCGUUGUUAGAAUGUGGUCAAUUGAUUAUGUUCAAAUACCGAACGACAAACCAGAAGUGGGUGAAGAAGCAAAAGAAGAAGAAGAAGUUGUAGUUGAACAAAAUAAAGAGGAAAUACAGGCUAAGAAAAAAGCUGAGUUGGUAAAACAAAUGAGUUUGUCAACAGAUGGUGCAGGACUUGCAAAAUCUGGUUCUGAAUCAAGCUUGUCAGAGGCUUGCGAUAGCAUUAAAGAAUCUAAAAAGCAAUACGAAGUUGAGAAGGAUGAGUGCAGUGAUCCUGAAAAUCAAUCGAGAGAAAGUAAUUUAUUGUCAGUGGAAAGUAAAAUGAAUACCGCAAAAUCAAUGACACAGUUAAAAGAUAUAAGCUGCAAUAUUAAGCUCCGAAAUGAUGGAAUAAGAAGACAUGAAGCAAAAUUAAGAAGUGUUUCGCAUAUUGAGCAGUCUGUGGAUGAUCCAGAUGACUUUGAAGAAAUUCCCAGUUCUUCCGAAAAAGGUAUCCGACCAAGUAAGUCAGACACUAGUUUAACAGAAUCAUUUGUUAUGAUUGAUAACGAUGGUGGUGGAGGUGGAAGACGUUUCUCUAACAAACAAAAUAUAUUAAGAGCUGGUUUCAAAUGGCAAAAGCAACUUGUAUUUAGAUCUAAAUUAACAAUGCAUACAGCAUAUGACAGAAAGGAUAAUUCUGAACCUGCAAGUAUCACUGCUCUAGCAGUAUCUAAAGAUCAUCGAACAUUAUAUGUCGGUGAUGCACGUGGAAGAGUUUUUUCAUGGAGUGUUGCGGAACAACCAGGGAGAGGAAUGGCAGAUCACUGGUUAAAAGAUGAUAGUGCAGAACUAUGUGUAGGGUGUCAUAUAAAGUUUUCAAUUUAUGAACGAAAGCACCACUGCAGAAACUGCGGACUUGUUUUUUGUAACAGAUGCAGUCGUUUUGAAUCUGAAAUUUCUCGUCUUCGAAUUCUCAAACCAGUUCGAGUUUGUCAGUCCUGCUACAUGCAAUUAAGACAGUCAUCAAUCGAACACUGAAAAAGUUCUGAUAUUUCUCAGGCGUAGCAUUUCUUCAAAACUUUAAACUUAUAAUCAUUUGAUUGACAUUUUUGAAUAUAAAAUACAUAGUCGUUUCUUUUUUUUGGAAUAUUUUUUUUUUGCAUUUAAUUGCUCAUGGAUUAAUUUGAUGAAUUUGAUAGAACAAUUUAUUAUUAUAUCGAUUAUAUCUAUAAUAUCAAAAUUUAUGAAGGUAUCUUUAAUAGCAUUCCAUCACACAUCGUAGAAAAAUUAAGAAUCCAUUCUAGUUGAAAAAAAUUAUUAAAUGGAAACCUGUAGAUGGAAAAGAUAAAAAAAUAUUUAAACAUGUUAAAAACCGUAGAAAAAUAAAGCAACCGUCAUUAACCAUGAUAAAAUUCAUGUAGAGAUAGUCAAGUCCUUCUCCUUUAAUAAUACGAUGUCAUAAUCCAUACAAAAGUAAUAGUUAAAAUCAUUACUGCGAAAACAAGAUCAUUACAAAGAGAUGAAUGCAUGUAAACACAAUAUACUGUUCGUUAAAUUGAAGUAAAUUUAAAGACAUGAAAGGAAACGAAAAAAAUGUAUUACGCUAAAACA
Molecule: messenger RNA, 11271 nt
Organism: Chironomus riparius
Lineage: Eukaryota; Metazoa; Arthropoda; Insecta; Diptera; Chironomidae
Source: the annotation of a GenBank genome assembly